Molecule: messenger RNA, 2445 nt
Organism: Rhagoletis zephyria (snowberry fruit fly)
Lineage: Eukaryota; Metazoa; Arthropoda; Insecta; Diptera; Tephritidae
Source: RefSeq, a predicted model, not a curated record
AUGGAGGGUCAUCGCGCAGGCCCCUUCAAGCAGCGCAAUAAGGCGCACAAAAGCGGGAAAAAGAAAUCAGCUCGUGAUUUAACAAACGGUGGUCGUGUCCGUACGACUUCAGUCAGCUCACUCCGUUCACUAAGCUCCAAAGGAGGCUCAACAAUUGCUCGAAGUGUUCGUAAGAAUCAGUUGGCACAGCUGCGAAAGUUGAAAAGAGAAGAAAUUUUAAAUGCUCGCCGAGGCAUUGCUGUGGCUCCGGUUCUGGUGGCAGUACUCAAUCUGGCUGAUGAUGGCAUCAACGAGUCUCUUUUCGCUCAACGUCUUGAAAGCUUUGAUUCGUCGUCCAAACUCUUCACAUCAAAACAUGGCAGUUACAUUCACAUUGAAAUGCCAAAAUUUAGGACCAGUUUUCAGGUGGUCAUGCUCAACAAAACGGAUCUUUAUGGUGCCCUUGAUUUGGCGAAAAUUGCUGAUAUCCUUUUGUUGAUUCACUCUACUGACACGGAAGCCCAGCAGCAAAGUGAGGCACUGUACCAACUUGAAGCAAUCUACAAUCAUUGCUUGCCUCAAACUGUCCACGGCGUUUUCGGUCUUGAUUCCGUUUCCAACAGCAAAGAAAAGGACCGGGUUCGAAAAAGUAUUCUCGAGCUCAUUGAGAGACAGUACCCCGGAACUAUUGACAACGGCAAUACAGCUAAACUGCGCCAGCUUGAUUCGCCACAAGAUCUUUUUCAAUUCUUUCACUAUUGUUCCAAUGUUAAACGAAAGCCAAACAGCUACUGUACGCGACGAUCUCAAUUGCUAGCUGAAGAGAUUCAAUUCGAACCUGACCAUGACUCACAGGACAAGGGCUCAAUGCUGGUGGAUGGGUUUAUUCGCAACACCGCCUUCAAUGUCAACUCGUUGGUUUACGUGCCCGAGUUUGGUGAAUUUCAACUUGAAACGGUGGAAGUGAUUACUAAUCCCUAUCAAUCGCGCUCUAAGCCUUUCCCCAUGGAAGGCUUUCGAGAUGAUGCCGAUCCUGAACUCCGACCAUCGUUGGACGAGCGUGAAAAUCCAGUGGAAACUUUAUAUGAACAAGAAAUGGCUGAUCUAGGAGAUGGCGACCAUAAUGAUCUGGCUCUCAAGACAGUUCUUGCGACAAAAGUUGAGAAAAGAAAGCUGCCUAAAGGAACCUCUGACUACCAGGCCGCGUGGAUUAUUGAUUCGGACGAAGAGAAGGACAACGAUGAGGAAAAUGAGGAGGAAGAAUCGGAAAACGAUGACUCUGAAAUGUUGGACGUAUCAGCUGUCACUGGGGGGACUUUGAAAAAGGGAAAAUCUGUACAAUUUGCCCCAGUUGAUCAAGUGUUUGACGAGUUUGAAAGUAACGCCAGUGGACAUGUUGGAGACGAAAACGGCGCUGAUGAAGAUGGAGUCACCAAUGGAGACUACGACGAGGAGAUGAACAUGGAAGAGGAAGAGUCUUCAAUGGCCAAAUUCAAAGAGCAGCGAAUGUACGAGCUGUUUCCCGAUGAGAUUGACACACCUGCGCAAGUGUCAGCUCGAGAGCGUUUUGCCAAGUAUCGUGGCUUAAAGAGCUUCCGAACCUCAACUUGGGACAUAAAGGAAAAUUUGCCAGCAGAUUACUCUCGGAUUUCGCAGUUUCAGAACUUUAAUCGCACCAAACGACGCCUGUUUAAAACGGAGCCUUGCGGUACUGAGCCUGGCUGCUACGUUCGCGUUCGAGUGAUCAAUGCGCCGCGAGCCAUGUUUGAGUACUAUCAAAGUCGUCGCCACAACAAACCACUGGUGCUGUAUCAACUGCUGGCUCACGAGCACAAAAUGUCAGUGCAGAAUAUUGUCCUGAAGAAGGUGUCAUCCUUUGCGGAGCCUGUCCAGUCAAAGGAAGAGCUGAUCUUUCACCUUGGAUGUCGCCGCUUUGCCGCCAAGCCAAUCUACUCGUCGCACACCGUGGGCGACAAGCACAAGUACGAAAAGUACCUUCGUUCUGAUGUUGCCUGUGUGGCCACCAUCUACGCGCCCAUCACUUUUCCGCCCACCCCUGUGCUCGUGUACAAGCAGUACGCUGAUGGACAGCAGGUUCUAGUGGCCACUGGCUCGCUCCUCGACUGCUCCCCCGAUCGACUGGUCAUUAAGCGGUACAUUCUCUCUGGCCAUCCCUUUAAAAUCAACCGAAGACACGCCGUCGUGCGCUACAUGUUCUUCAACCGUGAGGACAUUCUCUGGUUCAGACCAGUGGAACUGCGAACUAAGAGCGGUCGUGUCGGACACAUUCAGGAGCCGCUGGGCACGCACGGCCACAUGAAGUGUGUCUUUGACGAUCAGCUCACCUCUCAGGACACUGUUCUCAUGUGCCUGUACAAGCGUGUCUUUCCCAAGUGGUCGUACCGCACUGAGGGCAUCUCUGCACCAGCUUUUCUUCCGAUCAACGAUGAAGAGAUGACUGCUUGA